GGGUGAGGUGUCCGUCAGAGUGGAAUGAAGGACAUGAACAUAUUUUGUGCUUGCUCCACAUAGAGUGAUUUAGAGCCGGGCUUUUGGUUUGGGAGAAAGCCCUGGUUCUCCCCUCCGUGUGUGUCCUUGGGUGCGUCACUUGACAUCUUUGAAUCCGCUGGUAUGAAAUGAAAGAAUGUAUACAAACCUGUCUGCGUUCUGCUUUUGGCCCUGGCGGUGGAGACAUGUUCCAGGAGGAGGAUUCAGGGAGCUCCAGCACAGAAGACCCUGUUUUCCUUUCCCGACACAGAUGCGGACUUUUCCAGGAGGUCAUGGUAGGAGCCGGCUCCAUGCCAGGCAUGGACUCAGAGGCCCAGGGUCGGGCUCUGCGCUGGAAGAGCGUCCACAGGGGCAAGUCCCAUCCAGAUGUCAGCCUGCAGGCUGGGGCUGCUGCUGUCGCCAGCCAGAGGCGGGUAGAGCUGCAGGCUGUGGGUCAGGGUCCCAGCCAGCGGCUGCCCCCAGGGCCUCCACAGGGGAGCACUGGAUGCUCUAAGAGGCUCCAAGUCUCUCUGUGUGAUAUCCUAACUAGCAGGUGCCUCAGGAAUCUUUGUAACACUCUGCCUGGUCUCCCAAAGAGAGCACAGGCGGGCGUGGAGUGGCCAGCAGAAGUGGAACUGACCAGCUGUUCCAGCCCCAGAGAGAUGGGAGACCAAGGGAUCAGUGCUCCAGGUGGCAAGCGAGGAAGCUCCACGCUCAAUGAAGAAGGGUUCCCUGGAUGGGCCCUGCCAACCUCACGAGGCCCAGCCCCUACGAGGACAAGAAGAAAAAGCAGGAAGUCUGAGUCCUGUUGUAGGGGAGAGCAGGGGACUGGCGAUGUCUCGUGGCUUGAGCAGAGCCCUGGUGUGGACAGCCCCCUUGAAGGCACCAACCUGGCAUCCUUGGGAGGCCCCUGCAGCCGUCUGUGUCAGGAGGACACAAGGCCAGGAGAUCCAGAGCCCUUAGGCAGACUCACUUCCUCCCUGGAGGCCACUGCCAGCAAGGCCUGCACAGGCCCAUUUGUGUGGCAGAAAAGAGACAAGUGUGCUAAGAAGCUAAGGAGGAAGCCGGCAUCUUGUGCCCAAGAGCAGCCCACAGGGGGAAGUUCAGACGGCCCCUGCCUGGGGGAGCCAGUGGAAGCCAGCCCGGAAGCCUGCCCUAGAUGGGAGGAAGUAAAAAUGCCCUGUGGGGUGAAGCGAGUGUGUUAUCUGGGUUCUGAGGCAGCAAUCCAGCUGCUGGGGGCCAUCAGCCAUGGCCAGGCAGGGGGACAGCAGCCGCCACAGCUGGAGGCUCUGGACAACUUGAUGGAGAACAGCUCAGCGGCACCUUCCCAGAAGCCCAGAACCAGGAAAAGGCCCAUGGCCCAGGGCCCCGCUACAGGCCAGGGUGGCCCAGAGGAGGCUGUGAAAGGGAAGCCUUUUCUAGAGGUGGCAAAGAACUCAGCUCAGCUUCAAUCCGGAGAGGAGAUAAUAGCCCUGAAUCUUGACAUACGGGUCACUGUGUUCCGUUCCCUGUGGGAGGCGCUGUGGAGUCGCGUUCAGGAGCUUCCUGACCUGGGGCUGAAUGAGGAGGCAGUGGAGGGCAUCGCUGCUGGCAUCGAGACAGCCCUCUUUGACCUCACACAGGGCACCAGCUGCCGAUACAAAACCAAGUAUCGCAGCCUGCUUUUCAACCUUCGUGACCCCAGGAACCCGGACCUGUUUCUCAAAGUGGUUCAUGGAGACAUCAUCCCCCAUGACCUGGUACGGAUGAGCUCAGUCCAGCUGGCCCCCCAGGAGCUGGCCCGCUGGCGGGACCAGGAGGAGAAAAGGGGACUAGAGAUCAUUGUGCAGCAACAGAAGGAGCCACGCGGACUUCCGACCUCCAAACUGACCCACAAGGGUGAGGUGGAGAUUCUGCGGGAUGCAGACCAGAUGCUGACCCUGGAAGAGCUGGUGCAGCCUGAGGUGUCCGGAGACUGCAGUCCACAGGUCCUGCCUGUCCUGUUGGGGGACAUCACGAAACAGCACCAUCACCACUUCCUGGACCCUGACUGCCAUAUUUGUACAGAGUCUCUGAGUGAGCUGCCAGGCUUCUCCAGAGCCUGUAGGAACAGGGGGGAGAAUGCCUUCCAGAGAGCCCCAAGCCCGGCUCCCGUGUCCUCUCCCGAGAUGCCCAGAGCCAGGGAGACACCUCCUACGGACAGGUACCAGACAUCUGCUGGGUCCACAAAGGCCCUGCCCAGCCCCGCUCCCUGGGAGGGGGCACUGGACAUGUUCUCCAUCAAGCGGUUCCGGGCCAGGGCCCAGCUGGUCUCAGGACACAGCUGUCGGCUCAUCCAGGCUCUGCCCGAGGUGAUUCACUCAGCAGGCCGCAUCCCCCCUAGCACUGUCUGGGACCUUCUGACCAGCAUCGCUCCAGCUGAGGCCAAGGAUGUCUCCGUGGUCAGACUGUGUCCCCAGGGCGAUCGGGACACCCAGAACUGCCGCUUGCUCUUCUCCUACCUCAACAACAAGCAGUGCCAUGGACUGGCCUCCGUGCAGCACAUGGGGGUGGUCCUGCUUCCCCUGCCCGCCUUUCAGCCGCUGCCCACUAGACUGCGCUCUCUCGGUGGCCCAGGUCUGGAAACCACUCACUCAAGUCUGUUGCUGGCUGUGCUGCUCCCCAAAGAAGGGCUUCCAAAGACAGCUGUGUCCAGCACUGUUCGGAGGAAGGUUCACAAGAUAGUCUCCUUCAACAAGAAAGUGGAGAUGAGAUGCUACCAACCAGAGGACAAGAAGCCAGAUUGGGCUCCAAAAGACUAUCUUCCCCAAGGGGAUUCCCUGCAGCAGAGCCAGGACAAGGGCACCCUAUCUCCAGGGGAAGUUUGUGCUUGGCAGAAGUUCCCCAGAGGCCGGGGAAAACCAUGGGUAGAGGCUGAAACCUGGCAGUGUCACGGGAAACAGCCCCCAGAACUAGGCUGGUACUGGCCCCAGCAUUCCUAUUUAGCAGUGCCAGCUGCCAGUGACUUUGGGUAUGGUCACCAGGUUCACAGGGCCUCUUGCCAUCACGGGUUCCUACUCCAGCACCUCAGGACCCUGGUGACCAUGAAUCAACAACUCCAAGCCUCCCUGAGGCCCUCAGGCCAGGAUCUUCUCCCAACCCCUACAGCAUUUCCUCAGCCCCCUGCAGCCCCAGGGACUCAUGACCAGGUCUGCCAGUCCCCUGCAGCUCCAGAGAUCCCUGGGCCAGCCCCUCACCCCUCUUUGGGCCCUGCAGCUGGCACAAAGUAUCCCUUUCCUAGAAAGGCCUGACCCUGGUUAUCCAUUAGAACAGGGGUUUUGAUUCCCUUUCUAGUGCUGAACCAGGGAGAGACGGGUAGAGGGAGGAAGGAAGGGUCAGCUUUCCCUAUCUGCCCUGGUUUUUUCCUGUUCUGUAGUCUGGUGUUGGUUUUUGGUUUAAUAAAGAAUUUGGCAAAGUUAGGUUUGCAUCUGUUGGCUGACUAGGAGAGACUAGAAUCCCAGACAAAU
Molecule: messenger RNA, 3503 nt
Organism: Fukomys damarensis (Damara mole-rat)
Lineage: Eukaryota; Metazoa; Chordata; Mammalia; Rodentia; Bathyergidae
Gene: Spocd1
Product: SPOC domain containing 1
Exons: 16
Coding region: 168-3287 (1039 amino acids)
Biological process (GO): DNA-templated transcription
Cellular component (GO): nucleus
Source: RefSeq, a predicted model, not a curated record